Messenger RNA from Aedes aegypti (yellow fever mosquito), 905 nucleotides. Its product is annotated as chymotrypsin-1. The coding region runs from base 75 to 872 and encodes 265 amino acids. Gene Ontology annotation, molecular function: serine-type endopeptidase activity. The record is from RefSeq and is a predicted model, not a curated record. The transcript is spliced from 3 exons. Lineage: Eukaryota; Metazoa; Arthropoda; Insecta; Diptera; Culicidae. Gene Ontology annotation, biological process: proteolysis.
AUAAGUAUCUUCUUCCUUAUUGUUCUGCAAACAGUUCACCCACAAGACAAGAGUAUAAUCAAGUGGGUUUUAAAAUGUUUCUGAAACUAGUUUACUUUUUGAUGUGUUUGAUACUGGCAUCAGCCGCACCAUCCAGUAUCAAAAUUGUCAACGGAACGGAUGCCUCGAUUGAAGAUUACCCGUUCAUGAUUUCGCUGCGAUCCACAUACGGGGGCCACACAUGUGGUGGAAGCAUUCUCACCCAGAAUUGGAUUCUGACUGCCGCUCAUUGCGUUCACGAAACUUUAACCCCCGCCCAAUACACGAUCCAAGUCGGGCGAACGGAAAUAUCCAGACCUGUAGACGAAUCGGUGUACGAGAUAGAGUCGGUGAUCAUCCAUCCGGGCUACGACAUCUACAAUAGCUUCGUUAACGAUAUCGCCGUGUUCAAGCUCAGACGGCCACUGGAGUUCAGUGAAACUGUGCAACCAGUGCAAUUGCCGCCGCCCUGUUUUGAAGUACAGCAAACCGAUCCGGAAGUGACGCUGAUAGGGUGGGGCUUGAAUGAGAAUGAAAUUGCUCAAACCGUUUUGCAACAGGUGGAAUACUACGUGGUGCCGAACGACGAGUGCGAUCGAAUUCAUGCGGACACAAUUUUCCCGCAACAGAUUUGUGCCGCAUAUCCUGGAGGUGGCCGAGGGCAAUGUAAUGGUGACUCCGGUGGACCAUUGUUGCACAAAGGGGUCCAAAUCGGCAUUGUGUCGUGGAGCAUCAAGCCGUGUACGAUAGCACCAUAUCCCGGAGUGCUGACCAAAGUAUCUCACUUUAUUGAAUUCAUUUAUCAGAAUACAGAUCUCGAUGCUACACACUCCAGUUUUGCGGAAUGUGACUAGAAUAAACAAUAUUAAAUCUACAAACGAAAGAAA